Musa acuminata AAA Group (dessert banana) is the source of this 960-nucleotide messenger RNA. Its product is annotated as cytochrome c-type biogenesis CcmH-like mitochondrial protein. The coding region runs from base 386 to 832 and encodes 148 amino acids. The transcript is spliced from 5 exons. The record is from RefSeq and is a predicted model, not a curated record. NCBI's taxonomy places the organism in Eukaryota, Viridiplantae, Streptophyta, Magnoliopsida, Zingiberales, Musaceae.
UUUGAUUUUGUGUAGUCAAGAAUACAUAUAUGUCGGGUUGUUUCAUCGCAGCCGCGGAUACGGCGAGCGUUGAGGCGGCGGCGCGGUCUCGUCGUCAUCUAAUCUGCAUCCUACGGUUGGGUCAAAAGGCGGGUUUUGGCGCUCGCUCUAUUUGUUAUUGGUUCUGGGAUCGUGGAAUCCGUCAAUUGGAAUUAAUAAUUCCCUGCUAUUUCUUGGACACUUCUUGUGUAGCCAUUAACCUGAAGCGUUUCAAGUGCGUGUUACAUAAAUCAGUGUGUUAUUUUACUUGUGACAUGCGUCCUUCGGGUAAGGUGAAUUCCCUUCCUUGCGCACGACUCGUUUGACGAUAUGUCAAGGAGAACCAGGUUGUGUGAUUUUCUCAGUGAUGGCGAGUGAUGAGGAAUUGAAGAAGGCUCGAACUGUGGAGGCUCGUGCAAGGAAUAUCAGCCACAAUGUCAGAUGUACUGAAUGUGGCAGCCAAUCCAUUGAAGAUUCACAAGCAGAUGUUGCUAUUUUGCUCAGAAAGCUGAUUCGAGAUGAGGUCCGGGCUGGCAAAACUGACAAGGAGAUAUAUAAAAAGCUAGGAGAGGACUUUGGCGAGUCCGUACUCUAUGUCCCUCGUUUUGAUCUACAAACUGCUGCUUUAUGGUUGUCACCGUUCGUCAUCGCUGGGACUGCAGCCGGAGCAUGGGCGUAUCGGAGGUACAGACAGAAGACCAAUGUGCACAUAAUGGCACUGAACCUUGUUAGAGGUGUUCCCUUGACCCCCACGGAGAAGGAGACAAUGCUUGACCUCCUCAAACCACCUCCAUCUCCAAGAAGAAGAUGGUAGAAUUGAUGUAAGCUAGCAGAUCUGCACAUUUUUUAUCUACAAGUGUGUAUUUUUCUACCAGAGAAAUCCUGUCUGAAAUAAUCAUACGAUUGAUGCAAAAGUUUGGUCGUUAAACACCUUAUUCCAUA